Molecule: messenger RNA, 871 nt
Organism: Colletotrichum acutatum
Lineage: Eukaryota; Fungi; Ascomycota; Sordariomycetes; Glomerellales; Glomerellaceae
Exons: 2
Coding region: 151-630 (159 amino acids)
Biological process (GO): mitochondrion organization
Cellular component (GO): mitochondrion; nucleus
Source: RefSeq, a predicted model, not a curated record
UAACUUCUGCCGACUUCCCUACCCAUCCACCCGUCAUUUCUGCUCUCUUCAAAACACCACCCGCUCCCUCACUUCACGAAGUCACGAUCAACACUACCAACUACACCAUCUCAUCUCACUCGAGUCCUCUACACACACAAAUCCUCCAAGAUGCCUCGCCAACGCUCCGCCGGCCGCCCCAGCGCCCCCUCGCGCCCUACCGUCUCGGCCGCGAAGCCCGCUCCCACCCAGACUCGCCCGGCAACGACCAUGGCCGCUCCCCCCCAACAGCACGCCGCUCCCCCGGCCGCGGCACCCGCUGCUCCCGCCGCCGCUGCGCCCUCCCAAGGCCCCGGCCUCUUUGGCCAGAUGGCUAGCACCGCUGCCGGUGUCGCAAUCGGCUCCUCCAUCGGCCACGCCAUCGGCGGCAUGUUCGGCGGCGGCUCCUCCGCGCCCGCCGAGGCCGCGCCCCAGAACAACUCCCCCGUCGCCUCGGGCGAGUCCUCGACCACCCAGCAAUGGGGCAACAACUGUGCCGGCGCCACCCAGCAGUUCACAAAGUGCAUGGACGAGCACGGCGGCAACAUGCAGAUCUGCAAUUGGUACCUCGAGCAGCUCAAGGCCUGCCAGGCUGCUGCUAGCCAGUACUAGACACCCAGCAACUCUACUUGUGUGAGAGGAACGGGCUUAUAGCUACUGCACGUGUUUGAAAUAUUCAACUUCUUCGGCUGAAAAAUAGUCGGGGCGGUGAUAUGUGUACCUUAAUAGUCAAAAACGGGAAUGGGAGGGAAAGCAAAACAAAGGAGAAAAAACUGGGCCUUGGAGCUUUCACGGAAUUCAUACAGCAUUUUUUGCAUUGGCGGAAGCAUUGAAAGAUGGGCCAUUGAGGAAG